AUGUUUCCAGACUCUGAAAUCGUGUCGGGUGACAAUUUCUUCGAUGCUUUGGACAAUGGCGUGGUGGUGUGUCGACUGGCGAGGAUUAUCCAGGAAAAGGCGAGGACAGCGAUCGACGCUGGAAAAGCGAAAGGGCCAAUGCCGGUGAUAAAAGGUCGUUGCUGGGAGAACGCAGCGCGUCGCAGCUUCUUCUCGCGUGACAACAUGGAGAACUUCAUACAGUUCUGCAGGCGGCUCGGCGUGCACGAGAACCUUCUGUUCGAGAGCGACGAUCUCGUGUUACACGGGCAGCCACGGAACGUGGUGUUGUGCCUGUUGGAAGUGGCUCGACUGGCGUCGAGGUAUUCCGUCGAACCACCGGGACUCGUGCAGCUCGAGAGGGAAAUUGCCGCGGAACAAGAGCGAGAUCUCCACUGUCUGUCCGACAGCGGUAUAUCCCACAGCAGUUUGGUUUCUUGGCAAUUUCAAUCGCCGUCCCCGACCGCAACGAGUCCCAGGCCUCCGACAGAGAAGAUCAAACACAGCAGCUCGGCGUCGGAGGUCGCGUUGACGGCGACAAGAUGGCUGGAUCCGAGCACCGGUGUGACGCACGAGCCAGAGAUGAGGAGGUCGGUGAGCGACAAUGGGCCAGCGGGCAGCGACGGAGUUCCCAGCGACACGACGGAGGACGACUGGUCUCGAGGAAGCGCCGAGGACCCGGACGAGCUUCCAUCGCCGUCGAGUUCACCUUUGCCCUCGCCGGCCGAGCCGCCGGAACACACCGGCCCUAUAACGGAACUCGAUCGCAAGGUAAGAAGAGCCACGGAAGCGGUGCAGAGACUCUGUCAGUGUCCGUCUGAGAGAUGCUCCAAGCUGAAGGUGCGCAAAGUCGGCGAGGGACGGUAUCACAUUGCUGGACGAAAUGUAUUCAUCAGGCUUUUGAAGGGUAGACACAUGAUGGUACGAGUGGGCGGGGGCUGGGACACGUUGGAGCAUUUCUUGGCGAGGCACGACCCCUGUCAGGUGAGGACCCUCAACCGCGAGAGCACGCCGCCUUCGCCUCACGGCAACAAACUCACCAACUUCCUUCCAAUUCGAGCCAAGUAUCGCAGUCCUCCGCCGGAAUCCGUCUCGGCCCGCUAG
This is a messenger RNA of Heterotrigona itama, 1122 nucleotides long. The record is from the annotation of a GenBank genome assembly. Lineage: Eukaryota; Metazoa; Arthropoda; Insecta; Hymenoptera; Apidae.